UGGGCGGAGCUAAUAGAGUGACGGGCGUACAAGCCAAUGCACGUCAGAGUGGGCGGAGGUAACUGAGUGACGGGUGCCGCAGCCAAUAGACGAGAGAGUGAGCGGAGCUAACAGUGACGGUCCUGGCAGCAAAUAGCCGAUAUAGUGGGCGGAGCUAACUGAGUGACGGGCGCCUCAGCCUAUGGGCGGGACCGUGCGUGAUGCUGGGAGAGUGGGCGGGGCUCAGGGCAGCUGAGUGACACUGGCAGCUGUAGCGCCACGUGCAUUCCCCUCCGCUGUUCCUUCCCAUAAUCCACUGCGCUGCAUCCCGCCCACUAUCUGCUAGCAAGCCUCGUUCCUGUGUGUAACCCCGCCCACCCAGCUCUCUGCUGUCGCUCUCAUUCCCAAGGCAUUCCAGCUGUGAGGAGCCAGAGUCUCUAACUGAUUCCCAGAGGAUGGAAAAGGACAGGGGUCACAGGACUGAAAGGAUAAUUAAUAUCACCCUGGAGAUCAUCUACCUGCUGACUGGGGAGAGGUGUGAAGAAGACAUCUGGUGAGUGUGAGACACCCAGCAGCCAUCCUCGUGUGUCAGGAGGACUGAGCAGGUCCCAGAAGCCCCAUCACGGUGCCUCCACCUCACUCACUGAUACAUGAGAGACACAGUGACCAGAAGUUCCAGAGACAAGAUCAUUCAGCUGCUGACUGGAGAGGAGGGGGAGUAUAUAGAGGAACACAGAGGUUUGUACAAGGAUGUGAUGAUGGAGAAUCACAGGCCCCUCACAUCGCUGGGUAAGAGGAGACUGUCAUGUAUUGUACAGGGGAGAGCAGAUGGACCCAGUAACAGAGAUACCCCAGAGAGAUGUCCCCAUCCUCUGUAUUCCCAGGAUUGUACAGAGGAGAAUCACAGGAUCCAACAGGAGGAUUGGGUAGAACGUCUGUCUAAUAUUAAAACAGAAGAUAUAGAGGGAGAAGAAGAGACGUAUGUGACUGAUAUAAAGGCAGAAGAUAUAGAGGGAGAAGAAGAGACGUAUGUGACUGAUAUAAAGGCAGAAGAAGAGACGUAUGUGUCUGAUAUAAAGGCAGAAGAUACAGAGGGAGAAGAAGAGACGUAUGUGACUGAUAUAAAGGCAGAAGAUAUAGAGGAAGAAGAAGAGACGUAUGUGACUGAUAUAAAGGCAGAAGAUAUAGAGGAAGAAGAAGAGACGUAUGUGACUGAUAUAAAGGCAGAAGAUAUAGAGGGAGAAGAAGAGACGUAUGUGACUGAUAUAAAGGCAGAAGAUAUAGAGGGAGAAGAAGAGACGUAUGUGAGGGGUGAUCAGCAGUGUAAGGAGGAGGUGAUCGCUACAGAUAUCAGCACAGCAGAUGGACACACAAGCAGGAAUAUCUCAGAAGGACAUCUAAUGUUAUCCCCGGAUUGUGACAUAAAUGAUAAUGACAGUAGACAUGAUUCUUCAGGAGAUAACCACAUUACCCCAAUUAUGCAUCCAGCUCUAUCAGCUGAUCCCUCUGAUCCUGGGAAAUAUUCUCCUGAUCACUCUGAUAUUGGUGCAUCUGUUACAGCUCUGAGAGUAGAUACAGUGUUUCCCUGUUCUAUAGAUGCCAAAUGUUUUACACAGAACACAAAGCUUAUUACCCAUCAGACAGCUAAGGCAGGUGAGAAUCCAUUCCUAUGUUCUGAGUGUGGGAAAUGUUUUGCAUGCAAAUCAGAUCUUUUUAUACAUCACAGAAGUCACACAGUUGAGAAGCCAUUUCCAUGUUCUGAGUGUGGGAAAUGUUUUGCAUACAAAUCAUAUCUUGUUAAACAUCACAAAAGUCACACAGGUGAGAAGCCAUUUCCAUGUUCUGAGUGUGGGAAAUGUUUUACCCAGAAAUCAUAUCUUGUUACACAUCAGAGAAGUCACACAGGUGAGAAGCCAUUUCCAUGUUCUGAUUGUGGGAAAUGUUUUGCACACAAAUCAGAUCUUGUUAUACAUCAGAGACGUCACACAGGUGAGAAGCCAUUUCCAUGUUCUGAGUGUGGGAAAUGUUUUACACACAAAUCGGAUAUAGUUAAACAUCACAAAAGUCACACAGGUGAGAAGCCAUUUCCAUGUUCUGAGUGUGGGAAAUGUUUUACCCAGAAAUCAUAUCUUGUUAUACAUCAGAGAAGUCACACAGGUGAGAAGCCAUUUCCAUGUUCUGAUUGUGGGAAAUGUUUUGCAUACAAAUCAGAUCUUGUUAUACAUCGGAGAUGUCACACAGGUGAGAAGCCAUUUCCAUGUUCUGAGUGUGGGAAAUGUUUUGCACACAAAUCAGAUCUUGUUAUACAUCGGAGAAGUCACACAGGUGAGAAGCCAUUUCCUUGUUUUGAGUGUGGGAAAUGUUUUGUACAGAAAUCACAUCUUGUUAGACAUCAGAGAAGUCACACAGGUGAGAAGCCAUUUCCAUGUUCUGAUUGUGGGAAAUGUUUUACCCAGAAAUCAAAUCUUGUUAGACAUAACAGAAGUCACAGGUGAGAAGCUAUUUUUUUGCUCUGAGUGGGAAAUGUUUUAUACGGAUAUCACAACUUGUUACACAUCAGCGAAGUCACAGAGGUGAGAGGCCAUUUCCAUACUCUAAGAAAUCAGCUCUUGUUGCACACAAUAGACAUCACUCGGGUGAGGAACCAAUUUAAUCUUCUGGAGUAUACUUAUCAUUGCCAUACAUUGUUCUUCAAGGUGCUUAUCCUAUUUCCUAUGCUUUUUGCAUUAUACAUGCUACCGCAGGGUGAAAUAAUCAGAUGUCAUGUCCUCAUCUACCACUGCUAUGCAGAUAACCUGUCUUUUGCUCCGGUUACUGAGAUCCCAGUACCAAUCCUAAAUGGUUGUCUAGCUGAGCUCCAGGUGUGUUUGAUGCCAGUUGGCUGUGACUCAGUCCUGGUGAAACAGGUCCUUAUGAUGGAAGCUCACCAACAAAGGGCAGGGCUACAGCUCAGCUUUACUACCAACCAGACUUACACUUGGGCGUUCAGAGUUACAAAAUGCUGAUCAUGUGCGGAAUCUUGGUGUCCUGCAUGGUGGCGUGACACUUAGACAUCAGGUAUCGGCCACAUUCAGAUCCUCAUCUGAGGAACAUAGCCAGAUUCCAGCACUUAUUUCCCUCAGAAGAUCUACCUACAGUUAUUCAUACACUUGUAUCAUCUCAUAUAGACUACUGCAACGACCUCUACCUGGGUCUCCCAGCAACAUACACUGCUCAAAAAAAUAAAGGGAACACUUAAACAACACAAUGUAACUCCAAGUCAAUCACACUUCUGUGAAAUCAAACUGUCCACUUAGGAAGCAACACUGAUUGAUAAUCAAUUUCACAUGCUGUUGUGCAAAUGGAAUAGACAACAGGUGGAAAUUAUAGGCAAUUAGUAAGACACCCCCAAUAAAGGAGUUCUGUAGGUGGUAACCACAGACCACUUCUCAGCUCCUAUGCUUUCUGGCUGAUGUUUUGGUCUCUUUUGAAAGCUGGCGGUGCUUUCAUUCUAGUGGUAGCAUAAGACGGAGUCUACAACCCACACAAGUGGCUCAGGUAGUGCAGCUCAUCCAGGAUGGCACAUCAAUGCGAGCUGUGCCAAGAAGGUUGCUGUGUCUGUCAGCGUAGUGUCCAGAGCAUGGAGGCGCUACCAGGAGACAGGCCAGUACAUCAGGAGACGUGGAGGAGGCCGUAGGAGGGCAACAAGCCAGCAGCAGGACCGCUACCUCUGCCUUUGUGCAAGGAGGAACAUGAGGAGCACUGCCAGAGCCCUGCAAAAUGACCUCCAGCAAGCUACAAAUGUGCAUGUCUACUCAAACGAUCAGAAACAGACUCCAUGAGGGCCCAACGUCCACAGGUGGUCGUUGUGCUUACAGCCCAACACCGUGCAGGACGUUUGGCAUUUGCCAGAGAACACCAAGAUUGGCAAAUUCGCCACUGGUGCCCUGUGCUCUUCACAGAUGAAAUCAGGUUCUCACUGAUCACAUGUGACAGAGUCUGGAGACGCCAAGGAGAAUGUUCUGCCCAAACAUACUCCAGCAUGACCGGUUUGGCAGUGGGUCAGUAAUGGUGUGGGGUGGCAUUUCUUUGGGGGGCCGCACAGCCCUCCAUGUGCUCGCCAGAGGUAGCCUGACUGCCAUUAUGUACCAAAAUGAGAUCCUCAGACCCCUUGUGAGACCAUAUGCUGGUGCGGUUGGCCCUGGGUUCCUCCUAAUGCAAGACAAUGCUAGACCUCAUGUGGCUGGAGUGUGUCAGCAGUUCCUGCAAGAUGAAGGCAUUGAUGCUAUGGACUGGCCCGCCCGUUUCCCAGACCUGAAUCCAAUUGAGCACAUCUGGGACAUCAUGUCUCGCUCCAUCCACCAACGCCACGUUGUACCACAGGCUGUCCAGGAGUUGGCGGAUGCUUUAGUCCAGGUCUGGGAGGAGAUCCCUCAGGAGACCAUCCGCCACCUCAUCAGGAGCAUGCCCAGGCGUUGUAGGGAGGUCAUACAGGCACGUGGAGGCCACACACACUACUGAGCCUCAUUUUGACUUGUUUUAAGGACAUUACAUCAAAGUUGGAUCAGCCUGUAGUGUGUUUUUCCACUUUAAUUUUGAGUGUGACUCCAAAUCCAGACCUCUAUGGGUUAAUAAAUUUGAUUUCCAUUGAUAAUUUUUGUGAUUUUGUUGUCAGCACAUUCAACUAUGUAAAGAACAAAGUAUUUAAAAAUAAUAUUUCAUUCAUUCAGAUCUAGGAUGUGUUAUUUUAGUGUUCCCUUUAUUUUUUUGAGCAGUGUAAUUGCACCGUUUGUAGCUUGUACAGAAUGCAGCAGCCAGGCUGUUACCUAACCAGCGCUUUCCUACCAAUGAAACACCCAUUCACUGCUCCCUGCACUGGCUGCCUGUAAGAUGGUGACUAUUACAUAAUCUUACUGACUCUCCCAGCCCUACAUGACCAGGGUCCAUGGUACCAGAAGCAGCUUCUGCCUCCUUACUGCCCAGCUUUCUUACUUCCACCUGCAGAUGAAGGACUGUUACCAGCAGUAUCAAGAGUCCUCAUGCUGUGAGACAGGGUGGGGAGUGGGGGCUGCCGGAGGCACUGUGUGUGGGUAAUAUUGUCCCCAAGCAGCACUGAGGGGGCAGAGGGGAAGACGGUGGGUGGCAGUAGAGGGGGGACAGGGUGAGUAGCAGUAGUGGAAGGAGACAGCGGUGGCAGUAGUGGGGGAGACAGGGUGAGUGGCAGUAGUGGAGGGAGACAGGGCAGGUGGCAGUAUUGGGGACAGGGUGGGUGACAGUAGU
Molecule: messenger RNA, 5238 nt
Organism: Pseudophryne corroboree (corroboree frog)
Lineage: Eukaryota; Metazoa; Chordata; Amphibia; Anura; Myobatrachidae
Product: oocyte zinc finger protein XlCOF22-like
Exons: 7
Coding region: 630-2474 (614 amino acids)
Biological process (GO): regulation of transcription by RNA polymerase II
Cellular component (GO): nucleus
Molecular function (GO): RNA polymerase II cis-regulatory region sequence-specific DNA binding; DNA-binding transcription factor activity, RNA polymerase II-specific
Source: RefSeq, a predicted model, not a curated record